Melanaphis sacchari is the source of this 5124-nucleotide messenger RNA. RefSeq lists its product as uncharacterized. Bases 1 to 5124 code for a protein of 1707 amino acids. Gene Ontology annotation, molecular function: nucleic acid binding. NCBI's taxonomy places the organism in Eukaryota, Metazoa, Arthropoda, Insecta, Hemiptera, Aphididae. The transcript has 2 exons. The record is from RefSeq and is a predicted model, not a curated record. Gene Ontology annotation, biological process: DNA integration.
AUGCAGAGUAGUCAGUCAAAUGAAUUGGCCGUCUAUGUAUUGAGGCGAGGUCAAUUAAAGGCGCAGCUGACAAAAUUCCAAACAUAUAUCAAUAAUGUAGAUGUGGAUAACAAUAUCAUGCAGAUAAAGAUACGUCUAGAGAAAAUAAAAGAACUUUGGACUGAGUUUGAUGUAGUUCAGAAUAAUAUCGAGGCAAUAGAUAUCAGUAAUGAGCAAUUGGACUACAGAGAUACGUUUGUAAAUUUAUAUUUUGAUAUAGUUGCAAAAGCAGAGACUAUGGUACAAGGUUCAAAUGUAGGUAAUGGCAUAAACAGGUUGAGUAUACCGGGCAAUCUUGCGCUAGGAGGUGACCCGGCGAUAAAAAUUAAGCCGUUAGAAUUACCGUCGUUUUCGGGAAAAUUUGAAGAGUGGUCCACAUUUAAAGAUUUAUUUUUGACCAUGGUACAUUUAAAUUCAACUAUAGCAGGUGUACAAAAAUUUGUAUAUUUAAGAAUGUAUUUGCAUGGGGACGCAUUGGCUCUGAUACAAAAUUUAGCGACCACAGGUGACAAUUACUCGAUUGCAUGGAACACUGUCGUAGAACGAUAUGACAAUAAGCGUAUUCUCAUACAAUCUUAUACGAGAAAUAUAUAUGAAUUAGAACCUAUGCAAAAGGAGUCGAGUGUGUGUUUAAGGAAGUUUACUGCUGAUUUAAACCAGAAUAUGCAAGCUUUAAAGGCGUUAGGCCACGAUCCAGAUGCCUGGGGUGCGUUACUAUUGCAUGUGAUUCUAGUUAAAUUAGAUUAUAAUACCAUACGUAAUUGGGAAUCUGUGGCGACCAAAGAUAUAUUACCCUCUAUAUCGGAGUUGACAACAUUUUUAAAUGAACGGUGUAAAAUAUUAGAGGCGAUUGAUACCUCAAAAAAUUUAUCGAAUAAAUUAAAUACGUCGCAUUAUACGCAGUCUAAGCAAAAUUAUCGCAAUCCAAAUGAUAAAAACGUCCAAUUUAAAAAUAAUAAAAAAGUAAAUGCAUUUGUUGCUACCAAUCGUUUAGCAUGUUAUUUAUGCAAACAGUCACAUCCUAUUUACAAGUGUCAAAAAUUUAUCGCGCUCAAUGCGAAUGAAAGAGCACUAAAGGUUGAUGAACUAAACCUAUGUCGCAAUUGCCUGAGUACGGGCCACACGGAUGUACAGGUGUGCAGGUCGAAAAGGGUAUGCUCCAAAUGUGAUAAAGCGCAUAAUACGUUGCUGCAUGGUGAUGUACCACAAGUUGUACAAAAUCCGUCUACGUCAAAUGUGUCUAAUUCGGAAGUGGUGGUGAGUCACGCCGCCCGUGGUCAAACGCGCGCACAAGUACUAUUAGCGACUGCAGAGGUACAUAUUAUAUUAAAUGCAUGCGGCGAACUAGUUGUAUGCAGGGCAUUACUAGAUAACGGCUCACAGAUAAAUAUUUUGACCGAAGCAAUGGCACAGCGAUUAGGUCUUGCAAGAACAAAAAUAAAUAAAUCAAUAACAGGUAUAAAUGAGGUAAUGAGUCAUGCCGCGUAUCAGGUAACCGCGUCUAUUAGGUCACGUAUAAAUAAUUAUUCUGCCACCUUAGACAUGCUGGUAUUGCCAAAAAUUACCGGAAAACUGCCGACCAACAAUAUCGAUACUAACAAAUGGUCUAUACCCACGGAUAUUAUGUUGGCAGAUUCUAGGUGUUUUAAGCCGGAAAAAAUUGAUUUAUUGAUUGGUGCCGACACCUAUUGGGAAAUAAUGUGCUCGGGAAAUUUCAAACUGCACACAAUGGGUCCGUACUUGCAGCAAACAAUGUUCGGCUGGAUUAUUGUAGGACCAGAUAUUGAAGAAUUUUGGAAAAUCGAAGAAUUUUCCAAUGCAAAUAUGGACGAAACGUCGGAAGAUAGUAUUUGUAGAAAACAUUUUGAAGAUCAUGUAUCAGUAGAUUCCACGGGAAAAUUUGUAGUAAAAUUGCCGUUUCGAGAUAAUGUAGACAUGUUAGGCGAGUCAUAUAACAUAGCGUUAAAAAGAUUUUUAUCGUUAGAGCGUCGUCUCGGGAAAAAUCCCGCGCGAUAUAGUCAAUAUAAAGGGUUCAUGGAAGAAUAUGAGCAUUUGGGACAUAUGGAGAAAGUUAAUGAGAACAAUGACCUAUCAGUGAAAACGUAUUACAUGCCACACUCUUACGUUCUUAAUGAUAGUAGCCGAUCAACUAAAUUACGAGUGGUAUUUGACGGCUCAUGCAAAUCAGAAUCUGGAUUAUCGCUAAACGAUGUAUUGUUAAAAGGUCCUAUAUUACAAGAUGACCUCACAUUAAUUGUUACGAGAUUUCGUACACAUAAAUAUGCAUUUUCAGCUGAUAUUAAAAAAAUGUAUAGGCAGGUAUGGGUUGAUAAUGAAGAUAGAGAUUAUCAGCGCAUAUUGUGGCGCAGUGAUCCUAAUGAGCCUAUUAAGAAAUAUAGAUUGUGUACAGUAACUUACGGAACGGUACCUGCAAGUUUCUUAUCGGUUGCGUGUCUUCAUAAAUCAGCGGAUGUAAAUAAAAUACGGCCGGAGAUAGCUCAGAUAAUAAAGCAUGAUUUUUGUGUUGACGAUUGUUUAACGGGCGCCUCAACAUUAUCGGAGGCUUUAAAUUUGCGUAAUGAAUUAAUUAAAUGUUUAAGUAACAAUGGAUUUGAAUUAAGCAAGUGGACAGCUAAUCAUGCCGAUUUAUUAAAAUAUAUACCAAUUCCUAAUGAAAACUCACUAUACUCGUUAAAUAUGGAAACUGAAGCAAUAAAAACAUUAGGUUUGUAUUGGGAUUCAAACUCGGAUAGUUUCAUUUAUAAAGUGUCGUUACCAAUACCUGAACAUAAGAUAACCAAACGAAGUAUUUUAUCUAAUAUAGCACGUCUAUUCGACCCGCUCGGAUUGCUCGGACCGGUUAUCGUGGUAGCUAAAAUAUUAAUGCAACAAUUAUGGAAAUUAAAAAUAAAUUGGGAUGAUGAAUUAUCAACAGAAAUUCAAAUAAAAUGGAAAAAAUAUUUAAAGGAUUUAAAUCAAUGCAAUAAUCUAAGUGUCCCGCGCUGGUUGCAGUGUGACGACACAGAAAAAAUAUAUAUACACGGAUUUGCCGAUGCAUCGUGCAAAGCGUACGGGGCUUGUUUAUAUGUAGUAUGCACGCGCGCGGACGGUAGUCGCCACUCACAACUAAUAUGCGCAAAAUCAAGAAUUGCGCCGAUUAGUAUAAUAACAAUACCGCGAUUAGAGUUAUGCGCUGCCUUACUAUUAUCAAAAUUAAUAAAAAAAAUAGUUCCAGCGUUACGAAUUAAUGUUACGAAUAUUUAUUGCUGGAGUGAUUCUAAGGUGGUACUAGCGUGGAUCGCAUCGGAUGCAAUGCGUUGGAAACCGUUCGUUGCAAAUCGUGUGAGUAAGGUUCAUUAUUUAACAUCACAGUAUUCAUGGUCGUAUAUUAAUACGAAGGAGAACCCGGCUGACAUUUUAUCCAGGGGAUGUGAUGUUCAAGAUAUACAAAAAUGUACAUUGUGGUGGAACGGACCAGCAUGGUUGACGGACGAGCACGCGAGAUGUGAAGAACUCUAUCAAGUACACGAAGAUGAGGAGACACUAUGUGAAGAGCGAAAGCAGUCGAACACAGUAGUAAUGGUCGCUGAAGUAAAGGCAAAUUAUUUUAUACAACUGUGUGAAAAAUAUUCAAAAUUAAAUCGGUUUCAGCGUGUUUUUGCCUAUACAUUGAGGUAUGUGCAUAAUAUUUCAAGUAAAUUAAGAGCAAAAGAAAGAUACUCGGGUCCACUCAGCAAUGACGAGAUCCAAAAAUCGGUAAAAAUAUUUAUUAGGCUCUUACAAAAUCAAUUUUUUGGGGAAGCGCUUCAAAAUAAAAAAUUGCAGUCAUUAAAUCCUUUCUUCGACAACGACAGUAUAUUGCGUGUGGGUGGCCGACUUGGAAACGCGACAGAUUUAACUUAUGACCAACAGCAUCCUAUUAUCAUACCAUAUUCGUGUCAUUUUGAUACACUAAUUUUUAGAAACGAGCACGAAAUGUCAUUACAUGCUGGGCCCCAAGCAAUGUUGGCAAAUGUACGACUAACAUAUUGGCCGAUAAACGGUCGUCGAACCGCUCGAAAAGUCGCCCAUAAAUGUAUUGCGUGUUUUAAAAACAAACCUAAUAUUGUAGAACCAAUUAUGGGUGUUCUACCAAAACCAAGAGUGAACCGACCGCUAAGAUGUUUUGAAACUACGGGUGUUGAUUAUGCGGGACCAAUAUUAAUGAAGUCGCACGCACGUAGAAACGCACAGCUACAGAAGGCAUAUAUAUGCAUUUUUUUAUGUUUUGCAAGUAAGGCUGUACACAUAGAGCUAGUAUGUGAUCUCAGCACAGAUGCCUUUAUAGCUGCCUUGCACCGGUUUAUAUCAAGAAGAGGUAAAUGCCAUACCAUAUAUUCCGAUAAUGGUACUAAUUUCGUGGGCGCUAACAAAAAGUUAAGUGAUUUGUCCACACUUCUUUUUUCCGAACAGCACAAAAUUCGCGUUCAAGACAUGUUAACACUACACGAAAUUACGUGGAAGUUCAUACCGCCUCGGUCCCCCCAUUUUGGUGGUUUGUGGGAGGCUGCGGUCAAGGCCGUAAAAAAACACUUGAAUCGAACCAUUGCAAAUUCACGGUUAACUUAUGAUGAACUAUAUACGGUAUUAACACAAAUAGAAUGUUGCUUAAACUCCCGUCCUUUAAUUCCUUUAUCCGAGGACCAUACGGAUUUGAAUGUCCUUACUCCCGGCCACUUUCUAAUAGGUAGCUCACUACGCGCACUGCCUGGGCCUGAUGUGAGAGAUAUGUCUAUUAAUAGAUUGUCUCGAUGGCAAAGAGUGCAGCAACUUGUCCAACACGUUUGGGCACGAUGGAGCAAGGAAUAUUUGGGGCAACUACAAGGACGAAACAAGUGGUCCAAAUGCAGAGGACCAUCCAUUCAACCUGGGACGAUGGUGUUAAUAAAGGAGAAUAACUUACCUCCUUUAAAGUGGUCAUUAGGCAGAGUCACAAAUGUUCACCCAGGACCUGAUGGUGUCGUAAGGGUAGCUACGGUGCAUACGAAUUUGGGAUCCAAAAAGCGAGCUGUUCGGUUAUUAUGUCCAUUACCCAUAGACACAUGA